AACAACCUUGACUUAAGAUUAGAAAUUCGCUGCGUUGUUACUAUUUAAUAAAUUGAGCAAAUAAUUGCAGUUCUUAAUAAUAAGUUGAGUCAUCGAGUAUUAGUAAGUAUGCGCGGUGGGUUGCUGGUUGCUUGCCUUAUCCAUUCAAGCCUUCACCACACCGACACAACACACACACAGCUGAGCGCAAGCCAGUUUGACAGUUCUCGCCACACUCAGUUCGCCGGUGCACGGCGUCGCGGCACGAUCGUCUGCCAUUUUGUAUUUACAAAAUUCGGAGUUAAAUGAACCGUGUUUCCACUGCUUCUCUAUUUAACCAGAUGCAAGAAGCCAUGUGAAACCCGACGUGAAUCAUAGACAUACGAAAACGAACCGACAUUCGAUUUAAACGUAACCAAGCAUUCCAAAUUAACCAUAAAGUUGCCAUAUUAACAAACUUUUAAUCAAUAAGUAACACAGUGACAGAUAAAUGAAGUGAAAAAAUCGUGUCAAGAUCAAAAAGUGUGUGUCAAGGGAUCUGUGCAACUUUCCUUUUGUGGAGUCGAUGCCGUGAUACUCUGGUGAAUCAUUGCCAACCUUGGUCGCGAACGGGUUGCAGGAUUUUGGCGGAUCCUGCCUCAUCGUUUCAGUGGAAAAAACGAAAGUGUAUAGUGUUUAAAGUGACCGGCAUGCGACUGUUAAUCUAACAUGUCGACGCAAGCGUACUACAAGGAGCGACUCGGGUUCGACCCGCAGGAGGUGGACGGAGUGAACGGGAACGGGUUCUACGAGGGCCCACACCAGCCGAAGCGGCACCGCGGCGACAGGCGACACGGCAACGACUCGCACGACCAGGUGUACGAGGAGAACUUGACCAAGUUCAAAGGUACCACAUGUUGGGGGUUCUUUAUACAGCAGGCAGACGAGCGAGAUGCCAUACAGAAGAAGACGUUCACAAAAUGGGUCAACAAACACCUUAAAAAGGUGAACCGGCACGUGAACGACCUCUUCGAGGACCUGCGCGAUGGACUCAACCUCAUCUCGCUGCUGGAGGUGCUUUCUGGCGAACACCUCCCGCGCGAGCGAGGCCGCAUGCGGUUCCACAUGCUCCAGAACGUGCAGAUGGCGCUCGACUUCCUGCGCUACAAGAAGAUCAAGCUGGUCAACAUCCGCGCCGAGGACAUCGUCGACGGCAACCCCAAGCUCACGCUCGGCCUCAUCUGGACCAUCAUCCUGCACUUCCAGAUCUCUGACAUCGUGGUGGGCCAAGAAGCAAACGUGACAGCCCGCGAGGCGCUGCUGAGCUGGGCGCGGCGCUCCACGGCCAAGUACCCCGGCGUGCGGGUCACGGACUUCACGUCGUCCUGGCGGGACGGACUCGCCUUCAACGCGCUCAUACACAGGAACCGGCCUGAUCUGAUAGACUGGCGUAAUAUCAGGUCAAGGCAGGUCCGCGAGCGAUUGGAGAUGGCGUUCCACGUGGUCGAGAAGGAGUAUGGAGUGACCAGGCUACUCGACCCCGAAGAUGUGGACACCCACGAGCCGGACGAGAAGUCCCUCAUCACGUACAUCUCGUCGCUGUACGAGACGUUCCCCGAGCCGGCGGCCGUGCACCCGCUGUUCGACGCGGAGUCGCAGCGCCGCGCCGCCUCCUACACCGAGCAGGCGGCCUCGCACCGCGCCUGGCUGCACGAGAACAUUGCGUUACUACAGGACCGUGCUUUCCCGUCAACUUUGAUCGAGAUGAAGAAGCUGCUCAGCGAGAGCACGCGGUUCCGAAGCGAAGAGGUGCCCAUCAGGCAGCGGGAGAAGCAGAAGUUGUUCCACCAGUAUAGGGAGUUAGAGAAAUACUUCGAGUCGGUGGGAGAGUGCGACAUAGAGCCGACGCUCCGGCCGGAGGCGCUGGAGCAGGCUUGGGCGCGGCUGCUGAUGGCGCAGCAGGAGCGCGAGCGAGACCUCGCCGACGAGAUCCGCCGCCUGGAGCGCCUGCAGCGCCGGGCGGAGAAGCUGCACAGAGACAUAAAACAAACAGAAGCCGGCCUCGACAGCGUGGAGCGUCACAUCGAGAGUGAGAUCCGGCGCGUGGAGCGCGGCGUGCACCCCGCCGAGGCCAAGAUGGCGGCCGAGCAGAUCGAACAAGAACUCAGGACCAUGGAAAACACCAUCCAUGAGAUGUUCCAGGACGCGCAGGCGCUCAAGGAGGGCCGGUACCCGCAGGCCUCGGAUCUGCAGCGACGCGUCCAACAAAUCCACGACCGCUGGCUGAGCGCGCGGCAGGCGUUCACCGGGCGGCUGCUGCCGCGCCUGUCGUCCGUGCGCCUGCCCGUGCAGCACACCACCGUGCGCCGCGAGACGCGCACCGUGCUGGAGACGCGCGUGCACGACGCCGACCCGCUGUUCCAGCACCUGCAGGACGCCACCAAGUGGUGCAAGGAACGCCUGAAGAAACUCCACGAAGCAGAGUACGGGUCGGACCUGCCCGGCGUGCAGCACGAGCUCGACAAGCACCAGCGCGAGCACAAGACCAUCGACCAGUUCCAUUCCAAGGUGGAGCAGUGCGUGCACAACCGCGCCAAGUUCUCCGGCGAGGAGCUGACGCUCUACAACCAGCACCUCAACCAGCUGCAGAAGCUCUACGCUGAGCUGCUCUCUACCAGCACCAAACGUAUGUCUGACCUGGACGCGCUGCAGGAGUUCCUGCAGAGCGCCACGGCCGAGCUGAACUGGCUCAACGAGAAGGAGCAGGUUGAGCUGUCGCGCGACUGGGCCGACCCGCACAUCAACCUGCCCGCCGUGCAGCACUACUAUGAGCAACUGAUGUCAUCGCUGGAGAAGAGAGAGCUCCAGUUCAGCAACGUGAUCGACCGCGGGGAGGCGUUGAUCGCUCAACACCACCCGGCGAUGAAAACGAUCGAAGCGCACUUGCAGGUGAUGCAGUCGCAAUGGGCGUGGGUGUUACAGCUGACGCUGUGUCUCGAGACCCACUUGAAGCACACCACGCAAUACCACAACUUCUUCGAGGAGGUCAAGGAGGCCGAGAAAUGGAUACAGAAACGCGAAGAAGCUCUAAACUCGACAUUCUCGCAAUCGGAGUUCACCCUCGACCAGGGCGAGCGUUUACUUAAGGGCAUGCAGGAGCUCCGCGAGGAGCUGAACUCCCACGGCGGCGUCGUGUCGCGGCUGGUCGAAGAGGCCCAGGCCGUGAGGCCGGUCAAACAGCGGCGGGCGCCUAUCACCAGGCCGCUCAGGGCCGAGACUGUGUGCGCUUACAAACAUGCCAACAUCGCGAUCGAGAAGGGCUCGGCCGUGACGGUGGUGGACAACUCGGGGCGGUCGCGCUGGCUGGUGCGGCUGGGCGGCGCGGGCACAGAGGUGCAGCUGCCAGGCGCCGUGGUGGCGCUGCCGCCGCCCUGCGCGCUCGCCACCGAGGCUGCGCAGCGGCUCAGGAACGCAUACGACAGAGUGAUCCAGCUGUGGCAGCGCAAGCAACUGCGCAUGCGGCAGAACAUGAUCUUCGCCACCAUCAAGGUGGUCAAGGGCUGGGACUUCCCGCAGUUCGUGGCCAUGGGCGCGGAGCAGCGGCAGGCGAUCCGUCGCGCGCUGAACGAGGACGCGGAGAAGCUGCUGGGCGAGGGCGACCCCGCCGACCCGCAGCUGCGCCGCCUGCGCCGAGAAAUCGACGACGUCAACCGCCUGUUCGACGAGUUCGAGCGCCGCGCCAGGGCUGAAGAGGAGAGCAAGAAUGCCGCGCGCAUCUUCACCGAACAAUCGUCCUCCCUGCUGGAGCGGCUGGAGGUGCUGGAGCGGCAGCUGCACGAGCGCAUCGCGAGCCACAUCCCGCGCGACCUGGACUCGCUCGAGCACCUCGUGCUACAGCACAAGGACUGGGAGAGCUCCGUGCUCGCGCUCACCAGCCACGUCGAGGAGGUGCAGGCCACCUUCAGAGGCAUUGCCCUAAAGACACCGGCCAUGAAAAAGAACCUCGACAAGGUGAUGGGCAAGUGGAACGACAUGCAGUCCAAGAGCCAACUGUUCGUCGAAAGGUUGAAGUACGUAGAGAUCGUGGUAAACAGCAUGGAAGAGAACCACCAGAGCAUCACCGAAUUCGAAAUCAAGCUCGCGCAGUUCAACGACCUACCCAACGACAUCGAACUGCUGAAGGAUAUGCACGAAGACCUGCUCCGCAUGCAAGUGGCAGUUAGCAAGCAGCAGAUCCAGGUGGAACAGAUGAACGAUGACGCGGAGAACUGCCGCCGGCUGGUGGAGAGCUCGCGCGCCGCGCUGCCGCACGCGUCGCUGCCGCGCGCCGGCAAGCACAUAGACCUGGAGCGGCUGGACAAGGAGAUCGGCCAGCUCAACACCAGGUGGAACAACGUGUGCCAGCAGCUGGCUGAACGCCUUCGAAGCUGCGAGGCCGCGUACCAACUCCUGCGCAACUACAACGCCGGGCUCGAUAAAGAAGCCGAAUGGAUCGACGACUCGUUCGGCAAGCUACAAGCGCAGCCGCCCAUCGAGGUGCGCCCCAAGGAACAGUUCGAGCCCACCAGGAAUCUACUGACCAGUGUUGUGGAGCGAACGCCAAAGAUAGAGAAGGUUAACGUUGACGGUGGCAGAUUCAUAAGAGAGGCGAAGAUCCACUCAUCGAGAUGCCAGCGUUACGCGGAAUGGCUCUGCGACGAGGUGCACCCCUCGCUGGACAUGAAACAAGUGAAGCGGCAGGCCGAGCUCGAGCAGGCCUCGCGCCACCGCAGCAGGAGCAAGCCCGUGCCCGAGCAGAGCGGCGCGGAGAACGUGGCCAGAGAACUGGACGACCUGAACGCGAAACACCAAAGACUGUUGGACAUGCUAUAUGAGAGAUUGAGGAGGAUCGCCGCCGCCAACCCUGGAGACAUUGUCACAUUGCGUCUCGUGGAGGCGAUGGCGCCGCGCUCCGCGCGCUCCUUCCGCCAGGAGUUCAAUAUGCAGGACCUGGCCACCUCCACCGAGCAUACCUACACCUCCACAUACACCUCCGAACAAUACGUCAGGACGUCGCAUUCGACAGAGCUAGACGGGCACACGCCCAUAUCUAACGGCAAACUAGUCUCGCCCAACUACACGACCAAAACUAUCAUCGACGACGACAGACCUGAUGUAAGGAAUCUCAAACGAGUACACAAAAUGUACGAAGGACCUAACAUAAUAGAGUCCAGAGGUAUCGUCCACCCAGAGACGAAGGAAAUACUCACAGUCGGACAAGCUAUAAACAUGAGAAUACUCGAUGUUCGGACGGGCAGAUUACUAUCAUCGCCCGAAACGAGACAAACUAUGACAAUAGAGCAAGCAGCCAAGCAGGGGCUCAUAGAUCCUAAACUUGCUGCGAGAUUAACGGGACCUUGUGGAGUAACAGAAGACGGAAACGAAGUUACCUUACUGGAAGCUAUCCAGAGCGAACUGUACGACGCCGAACAGGGACUGGCGGACCCAGCGGAAAAGAGAAUAAAGCAAGCAGUAGAGGAGAAGUACAGACUUUGCGACGAGACGCUGUCGAAGCUGUUGGAAUGGAUCGCGGUGGUGGAGGAGCGGCUCGCCAACCAGGAGGCCGUCAAGGAGGACCUGGACGAGCUGCGCAACCAGAUCAAUAUUCUCAAGCUGAUCAAGGAUGACCUGGAGAGCCACCAGCGCCAAGUGUCGGCGUGCGCGGACCAGGCCAAGCAACUGCUCGUGUCCGGGGGAGACGUGCUGGCACCGCAUGAGGUGGCAGCACUGGAGCGCGGCGUGCGCCAGCUUAAGCAGCGGUGCGACAAGUGCUCCGACAAGUGCGACAAGAUGCUGCGGCGACUCGCCGCGGCACGAGACGAGCUCGGCAAAUUCAAUAACGAGCUGAACACCUUCAACACUUGGAUGGAGGGCGCGUACCGCACGCUGGAGGAGAAGGAGGCGGCGAUAUCCAAGCUGAAGAACCUGCCCGGGCAGAGCGAGGACGUGCGCGAGUUCGUGUCCGACGUGAUCGCGCACCAGGCCGACCUGCGCUUCAUCACCAUGGCCGCGCAGAAGUUCGUCGACGAGAGCAAGGAAUUCCUUACAAUCCUGAACGACUAUCGCACAUCGCUGCCCUCCCGCCUGUCGCACAUCCACCCGUCGGGCGACAGCGCUCUACGUGAGGCCGCCUCGCUCGCAAGAAGAAGACACUCGGAGCUGGCGGCGCGCGCGCAGCGCCUGCAGGAGAGGCUGAGAGGUGCCGCUGACGUCACCAAGCAGUACCACGACGCGCUGGACCGCGCGCAGCGGUGGAUGAAGGAGGUUGAGCCUCAGGCGCGCUCUGUGCUGUCGGAGCCGGUCGGCGGCGAGCCGCGCGCCGUGGAGACGCAGCUCGCACGCGCCAAGGCGCUGCACUCUGAGAUCUUAUCGCAAGGCCGCCUCGUCGACAAUGCUAAAGACGCAUGUGACCAGCUAGUAAAAUCCCUGGAAGGCAACCUGACGCCAUCCGAGAUCCGGCAGCUUGAAGUCCCGGUGCUGGACCUGACGGCGCGCUACGCGGAGCUGACGGGCGCCGUCGGCUCGAGGUGUCAGGAGCUGGAGGCGGCGCUGCUGCAGUGCCAGGGCCUGCAGGACGCGGCCGAGACGCAGGCGCAGUGGCUGCAGCAGGCCGAGACCCUGUUCAAGACGCAAUCAAAGCCAGCGUCCCUCAUCCGCGAGCGUCUCGACGAGCAGGUCCGCGAGCAGCGCAUCGCGCACUCGUCGCUGGAGGCGCGGCGCGCCACGCUGGGCAAGCUGCUGGGCCAGGUGCGCGACGCGGCCGCCAACCCGAGCAACGCCAGGAUCGCCAAGAAGCUGGAGCAGAGGGCGGAGGAUAUCUACAACAGAUACGAGAAACUACUCGAGCGCUCUACAAAACGCAACGAGUUCCUGGAGAGCGUGUGGAGCGAGCUGUCUCACUUCACGCAGCUGGCCGGCAAGCUGGACGCGGCGCACGCGCAGCUGCUCGAGCAGGCCGACUCCAGGGAGCUGUCGAGGAUGAAUGCCGAUGAACUACGUUCUAGGCUGAGCGAUCUGGCGCACUUCAGAGACGUACAAAUGCCGCUGCUGGACGAGUGCCUGCAGCAAGGCAAACAGCUCAUCUCCAAGAAGGACGUCACCGACACGCACGUCGUCCGUGACAGGAUGAAGCUCCUGGAGAACGCGUGGCGCGACUUCAACACGUCGCUGGAAGAGAAACAGAAGCUGUCCAAGCAGCGCGCCGACCAGCUCAGCCAGUACGAGACCCUCCGCGCUCAGGUGUUGGAGUGGCUCCAGUCGUUCGAGAACAGAGUCGGGCGGCUGCAGCCCGUGGCGCUCGACCAGGAAGUGCUGAAACAGCAGGCCGACGAGCUGCGACCGCUGGCUAAGGAGUACCGCGACUACUCCAUUACUAUCGACAAGGUGAACGAGGCGGGAGCAGUGUAUGAAGCCCUGACACGUGGCGACCGCGUGGACAGCCCGCACCGCAAGAGGCAGCUCUACAGCCCCACCAAGCGACAGACGCCAGUACGUACACUGGACGGUCGCUCGCCAUCUCCAACUAAGGGCCACGGCUUGGUGAGCCCGGGCUCCACGCACUCCACGUCCAGCGGCUUCUCGUCUCGCCGCUCGUCCAGCGACCAACUACAUCUUGAAGAACUGUCGCCGGUACAACAGCAGCUGUCAGAGAUCAACAACCGCUACAGCCUGCUCGGAACUAAGCUGGCGGACCGCCAGGGCGAACUCGACGCAGUACGAGAGGAGUUGAGACGCCACGAGGACAUCAUCCGCAAUACGCAUCACUUCCUGGACAAGGUGCAGAGGCAACUGCCAAAGGAUUGCGUCCCCAACACGAAGGAGGAAGCCGACAAGACCAUCAAACAAGCCCGCGCCGUGCUCGAAGAGAUGUACGAGAAACAGAGCUCGCUGGAUUCCGCUAAGACUCAGGUCCGCGAGCUGCUGAAGCGGAAGCAAGGCGUGGUGGGCGCCGACCGGCUGCACGACGCCAUGGAGGACGUCGUGUCGCGCUGGAAGAGCCUGCACGACGCCUGCAAGGACAAGAUCCGCCUGAUGGAGGAGGUGAAGGACUUCCAAGACACGCACAGCAACCUGUCGUCGUGGCUGCUGUCCAAGGACCGCAUGAUGACUGCUCUCGGACCCAUCUCCUCAGACUCGCGCAUGGUGCAAACGCAAGUGCAGCAGGUGCAAGUCCUCCGCGAAGAGUUCCGCACGCAGCAGCCGCAGCUGUCCCACCUGGAGCAGGUGGCGGCCGGCGUGCUGGAGCGCCUGGAGCCGCGCUCGCCCGACGCCGACAAGCUGCGCACCAAGCUCAAGGACCUGCAGGACCGCUGGAACGAUCUGCUCAACAAACUGGAGCAGCGUGCGUCAAGCUUGGGCGCGGCAGCGGACACGUCGCGCGAGUUCGACGCCGGGCUGGCGCGCCUGCGCGACGCGCUGCAGACCAUCGGCGACAAGCUCGACGACCUCGCCAUGGAGAAGGAGCCCGAGGAACAGCUUAGGAAGAUCGAGAACCUCGAGCGGCAACUGGAGGGGCAACGGCCGCUGCUGGCCGACCUGGAGGCGGCGGGCGCGGCGCUGGCCGACGUGCUGUCCGACCCGGCCUCGCGCCAGGACAUCCAGAGCAAGCUGGCCGCCGUCGGCCGCCAGUACGACAACCUGCAGAGGAAGCUGGACCACAGGAAGGCGGAGAUCGAGGCGGCGCUCAAGGACGGGCGCAACCUGGAGGAGAGCGUGGCGCGCACGCUGGGCUGGCUGCAGUCGGAGCUGGGCGCGCUGCCGGGCAAGCUGCAGGUGUCCGCCGACAAGCACAAGCUGCAGCAGCAGCUGGAGCGGCACGAGCCGCUGUACCGCGAGGUCACGCAGCGCGAGCACGAGCUCAUCAUGCUGCUCGACAAAGGUCGUGAGAUGGAAAAGAAGCCCGCUCACCAAGGCUUACGCAAGGACCUGGACCGCGUGCAGGCGCAGUGGGAGAAACUCAAGCGGGAGACCCACGAUCGACACACACGGCUACAGGCCGCUAUGGAGCACUGCCGUAAAUACUCGAAGGCGCAAGAGAACUUCCUCCCCUGGAUCUCGGAGGCUGAGGAGCGCAUCAGCAAGCUGCCGCCCGCCGUGUUCACCAAGCGGGACGUGGAGAAACAGCUGCGAGAGCUGCAGAGCAUCAGGAACGACAUCUGGAAGAGGUCUGGUGAAUACGAGAACAACAAGACGCUGGGCGAGACGUUCAUCUCGGCGUGCGACGUGGACCAGGACAUCGUGCGAGCUCAGCUCGACAGCAUGAAGCAGCGAUGGGACCACCUCAACAACGAGGUCCUCCAGCAAGUGGAGUUCCUGGAGUCGACCGCGCGCAAGCUGGGCGAGUUCCAGGAGCGCGUGCGCGCGGUGGAGACGCCGCUGCAGCGCUGCGAGGAGCGGCUGCAGGACGCGCUGGGCGCGCCGCCCGCGCAGGCCGCCGAGGCCGUCGCGCGCGUCGCCGACACCGUGCAGGCGCUGCGCGCGCCGCUGCAGAGCGUAAACGCGGCAGUGGACGACAUCGUGACGAUGGCGCACGAGAUGGCCGGGCCCGACGCGGCCGGGCGCGCGCGGCAGGUGCUGGACGCCACGGCGGGCGCGCUGGCCGAGCGGCUGGACGAGCUGGACGCGAGGGCUGGAGACGCCCGGGACCGGCUCGCUGGCGCUGCUAGCGCUAUGACGCACUUCCAAGAGAAAGUCAAGAGCCUAUCAGCCGACCUCUCAGACUUAGAGAAGGAGCUGGACACGAUGAAACCGCCCGGGCGCGACAUCAAGACCGUCCGGCAGCAGCUGGAUGACGUCACGCGCUUCUACAAGCGGCUGGAGCGGGCGGACGACGUGGUCGCCGACGUGGCGCGCGCGGCCGAGGGGCUGGUCGACAGCGGGUACGCGGGUGACGCUGCCAAGACUAGAGACCAGGUGGAAGGUCUCCGUAAACAACUGGGCAAGCUGGAUGAGCGCGCCCGCGCCCGCGAGCAGGAUCUCGACGACACGCUCAGCAAGCUCGAGGCAUUCUACAAGGCCUACGAUUCCGUCAUGGACGACGUUCAGGAGGCCUCCGAGCAAGUCCGCAGCCUGAAGCCCGUGUCCUCGGAGGUGGAGCAGAUCCGCGCGCAGCAGAAGGACUUCGCGGAGCUGCGGCGGCGCACGCUGGAGCCGCUCGGGCAGAACGUGGCGCACUGCAACAAGAUCGGCCAGGGGCUCGUGCGGUCCGCGCUCGCCGCCGUCUCCACGCACCAGCUCGAGAAGGACCUCGAGAAGAUGAACGACAAGUGGAACGCGCUCAAGGAGAAGAUGAACGAGCGCGAGCGCCGCCUGGACGUGGGUCUGCUGCAGUCGGGCAAGUUCGCGGAGGCGCUGGCCGGCCUCGACAAGUGGCUGUCCGACACCGAGGACAUGGUGCGCAACCAGAAACCGCCCUCCGCCGACUACAAGGUCGUCAAGGCGCAGCUGCAGGAACAGAAGUUCCUGAAGAAGAUGCUGAUGGACCGUCAGAACAGCAUGUCGUCGCUGUUCGCGAUGGGCAACGAGGUGGCGGCCGGCUGCGACAGCGGCGAGCGCAAGGCCAUCGAGAAGCAGCUCAAGGGGCUCAUGCAGCGGUUCGACGCGCUCACCGACGGCGCGCAGCAGCGCAUGCUCGACCUAGAACAGGCUAUGAAGGUUGCAAAACAAUUCCAAGAGGAACUGCAGCCCCUAGUGGAGUGGCUGACCAGCGCCGAGCGCAAGGUCAAGGCGCUGGAGCUGGUGCCCACCGAUGAGGAGAAGAUCCAACUCAAGAUCAGAGAGCACAAGGCGUUGCACGACGACGUGCUAUCGAAGCAAGGCGCCUUCCAACAACUCACGGAGACGGCGUCGGCGCUGAUGGCGCUCGUCGGCGACGACGAGGCUGCCGCGCUCGCUGACCGCCUGCAAGCUGCCACUGACAGAUACCAAGCCCUGGUGGAGCACAGCCUGAACAUCGGCGAGCUGCUGGACAACUCGCGCAAGGGGCUGCGGCACCUGGUGCUCACGUACCAGGACCUGUCCGCCUGGAUGGACGCCAUGGAGCAGUACCUCGCCAAGAGGAAGGUGCUCCCGGUGCACAUGGAGAAACUGCUGCGGCAGAUGGACGAGCUGGCCGAAAAAACCGAGGAGAUAGCCUCCAAGCAAGAGGCCGUAGACAGCACCGUGGACUCCGGCCUCGAGCUGAUGAAGCACAUCUCCGGCGACGAGGCGCUGCAGCUCAAGGACAAGCUGGACGCGCUGCAGAGGCGGUACAACGACCUCACCAGCAAGGGCGCCGACCUCCUGCGCAUAGCCUCGGAGACGCUGCCACUUGUGCAGCAGUUCUUCAAUACCCACAACAGCUUGACAGAAUGGAUGUCAGGCGCCGAGUCGUGCCUGCAGUCCGUGGAGCCGCGCGAAGAAGACAUCCUUCGCCUCGAAGGCGACUUGCAAGAGUUCCGGCCGCUGCUCGACAACAUCAACCUGAUCGGGCCGCAGCUGUGCCAGAUCUCGCCGGGAGAGGGCGCCACGCACGUGGAGGGCAUCGUCACCAGGGACAACCGCCGCUUCGACGCCAUCGCCGAGCAGGUGCAGCGCAAGGCCGAGAGGCUGCUGCUCAGCAAGAAGCGCUCCCUGGAGGUGGUCGGCGACAUGGAGGAGCUGCUGGAGUGGCUGCGCGCGGUGUUCGCGCAGCUGCGCGACGCGGAGCCGCCCUCCAGCCAGCCGGCGCUGGUGCGCGCGCAGCUCAAGGCGCAGCGCCCGCUCAACGACGACGUGGCCGCGCAGCGAGUGCGAGUGCGCGACCUGCUCUCGCAGGCCAAGAAGGUUCUCCGCGAAUGCCAGUCAUCGGAGGAGACGGCCGUGAUCCGCGACCGCAGCGAGGAGCUGAAGGAGAUGAUGGAGGAGGUGGGGCAGCUCAGCGCCGAGCGCCUCGCCGCGCUCGAGCAGGCCCUGCCUCUCGCCGAGCACUUCGCCGACACGCACCACGGACUGUCAAUGUGGCUGGACGACAUGGAGAAGCAGAUUCAGAUGCUGGCCAUGCCGGCGCUGCGCCCCGAGCAGAUCGCGCAGCAGCAGGACAAGAACGAGAUGCUGCUACAGUCGAUCCUGGGGCACAAGCCGCUGGUGGACAAGCUGGUGAAGACGGGCGAGGCGCUGGCGCGGCUGGUGGGCGAGGAGGACGCGGCGCGGGUGCAGGACGUGGUGGAGGCCGACUGCGAGCGCUACAACGCGCUGCGGGCCGAGCUGCGCACCCGCCAGCAGGCGCUCGAGCAGGCACUGCAAGAGUCAUCGCAGUUCUCGGACAAGCUGGAGGGUAUGCUGCGCGCGUUGGCCGGUACUCAAGACCAGCUGCAACGCGCCGAGCCCGUCUCCGCGCACCCGCCCAAGAUAGAGGACCAAAUCGAGGAGAACAACGCCUUGAUCGAAGACCUGGAGAAGCGCACCGAGGCGUACAACGCGGUGCAGCGCGCCGCCUCCGACGUGAUCAGCAAGGCGAACAAGAGCGACCCCGCCGUGCGGGACAUACGCAACAAGCUCGACAAACUGCACAAACUAUGGGACGACGUACAGAAGGCGACGUCGGACCGCGGGCACUCGCUGGACAGCGCGCUGGAGGUGGCGCGCAAGUUCUGGCAGCAGCUGGACGCGCUGAUGGCCACGCUGGCCGAGCUGGAGGACACGCUCACGGCGCAGCCGCCGCCCGCCGCGCAGCCGCGCGCCAUCCAGGCGCAGCAGGUCGCGCUGCAGGAGAUCCGCCACGAGAUCGACCACACCAAGCCGGAGGUGGAGAAAGUCCGCAAGACGGGCUCGCACCUGAUGUCGCUGUGCGGCGAGCCGGACAAGCCCGAGGUGAAGAAGCACAUGGAGGACCUGGACAGCGCGUGGGACAACGUCACCGCGCUCUACGCGCGCCGCGAGGAGAACCUCAUCGACGCCAUGGAGAAGGCCAUGGAGUUCCACGACACGCUGCAGAACCUACAAGAGUUCCUGGACAAGGCAGAAGACAAGUUCUCCCGCAUGGGGGCGCUCGGGUCUGACAUCGACGCCGUGAAGCGGCAGAUCUCGCAGCUGGCCGCGUUCAAGCAGGAGGUGGACCCGCACAUGGUCAAGGUGGAGGCCCUCAACAGGCAAGCUCAAGAGCUAACGGAGCGCACAUCAUCCGAGCAAGCCAACGCCAUCAAGCAGCCGCUGACGGAGGUGAACACGCGCUGGUCGGCGCUGCUGCGCGGCAUGGUGGAGCGCCAGCAGCAGCUGGAGCGCGCGCUGCUGCGGCUGGGGCAGCUGCAGCACGCGCUGCAGGAGCUGCUCGCCUGGAUCAACCACACCAGCGACACGCUCGACACGCUCAAACCGGUGGCCGGAGACCCUCAGAUCCUGGAAGUGGAGCUGGCCAAGCUGAAGGUGCUGGUGAACGACAUCGCGGCGCACCAGGCCUCCGUCGACACGCUCAACGACGCGGGCGCGCAGAUCGUGCAGCAGGGUACGGGCACGGACGAGGCGAGCGAGACAGCCGAGAAACUGAACACGCUCAACAGGAAAUGGCGCGACCUGCAGAAGAAGGCGCGAGACCGCCAAUCCGAGCUCGAGGACGCGCUCAGGGAAGCGCAGAGCUUCAACGCGGAGAUCGGCGACCUGUUGUCUUGGCUGUCGGAGGUGGACGGAGUCAUCGGCGCCUCCAAGCCCGUCGGCGGGCUGCCCGAGACCGCCUCGGAACAGCUCGAGAGGUUCAUGGAGGUGUAUAACGAGAUCGAAGCCAACCGCCCGAAGGUGGAGGCGGUACUGCAACAGGGCCAGGAGUACCUGCGUCGGCAGGAGAAGCCCAACCCCUCCAGCCAACUGCACCAAAACCUCAAGAACCUCAAGUCGCGGUGGGACAAUAUCACUGCCAGGGCGUCGGACAAGAAGAUCAAGCUGGAGAUCGCGCUGAAGGAGGCGACGGAGUUCCACGACGCGCUGCAGGCCUUCGUCGACUGGCUCACCGGCGCCGAGAAGACCCUCACCUCCGCCAAGCCCGUGUCCAGGGUUAUGGAGACCCUGCUAGUUCAAAUCGAGGAGCACAAAUCGUUCCAAAAGGAAGUGGCGACGCACCGCGAGACCAUGCUGCACCUGGACAAGAAGGGCACGCACCUGAAGUACUUCAGCCAGAAGCAGGACGUGAUCCUGAUCAAGAACCUGCUGGUGUCCGUGCAGCACCGCUGGGAGCGCGUGGUGGCCAAGUGCGCCGAGCGCACCCGGGCGCUCGACCACGGCGUCAAGGAGGCCAAGGAGUUCAGCGACAUGUGGAACAAUCUGAUGAACUGGCUAAACGAUACCGACAAACAGCUAGACGAACUCAACUCAGAGAACACCGUCAACGACCCGGAGAAGAUCAAACAGAGACUGUCGAAGCACCGCGAGUUCCAAAAGGCGCUGGCGGCCAAGCAGCCCGUGUACGACCAGACGCAGAAAGUCGGCAAGACGCUCAAGGACAAGGCGCCGAAGACCGACGAGCCGACACUGCGCACCAUGCUGCAGGACCUCAAGACCAAGUGGACCACCGUCUGCUCGAAGGCCGUCGACCGACAACGCAAGCUGGAAGAGGCGCUGCUGUACUCCGGGCAGUUCAAGGACGCGAUGUCCGCGCUACUGGAGUGGCUGAAGAAACAGCAAACCAAGCUGGCCGCCGACUCGCCCGUGCACGGGGACCUCGACACCGUCAUGGCGCUCAUUGAACAACACAAGCAAUUUGAGGAAGAUUUCCACUCACGGGAACAACAAAUGAAGUCUGUUCUGAAGACCGGCAAAGAUCUGGAAGCCACGGUGCCGCGCGAAGACGCGAGCAGCAUCCGUCAGCAGUGCAGCGAGCUGAAGCAGGCUUGGGACUCCGUCCAAAGCCUCAGCGAGAAGAAAGCGCACCGACUAGAAUCUGCACUCAAGGAGGCUGAGAAACUGCACAAAUCCGUGAACAUGCUCCUCGAAUGGCUGUCCGACGCCGAGACCAAGCUGCGCUUCUCCGGACAACUGCCGGAGGGCGACCAGGAGACCCAACAGCAGAUACGCGACCACGAGCGGUUCAUCCGGGAACUGAAGGAGAAGCAGCGCGACAAGGACGACACCAUCACGCUGGCCCAGUCUAUCUUGAGCAAGGCGCAUCCUGACGCGGUCACGGUCAUCAAACACUGGAUCACCAUCAUACAGAGCCGAUGGGAUGAGGUGUGGCAAUGGGCGAUGCAACGCGGCGGGAAGCUGGAGACGCACAUGCAGAGCCUCAAGGACCUGGAUACCGUGCUGGAAGAGCUGCUGCAGUGGCUCAUGGGGCUCGAGAACACCCUGCUUUCACUGGAAGCGGAACCCCUGCCGGAAUCCAUCGAGCUGCUAGAGGGCCUCAUCGAGGACCACAAGGAGCUCAUGGAGCACACGCAGAAGAGGCAGAACGAGGUCGACCGCGUCUGCAAGGCCUACCAGGUCAAGAGUCAGAGCCAAGGAAGGGAGUCGACACCGCGCAAGGUUUCGGCGAAAUCCGCUGUCAAGGGUGCAUCUGGGCGCGGCUCGCAGCACGACCUGAACAGGGAACGGUCGGUGUCGCCCGACUAUUAUGGCUCUAGGCGGUACAGCAGUCGCGUGAGCCCUGGCCGCGAGACGCCCGACCGCAACCUGCCGCACUACGGGCCGCGGUUCCCGCCGAGGGGCAGCAAGGGCGCCGAGCCGGAGUUCCGGUCGCCGCGCGUGCGCCAGCUGUGGGACAAGUGGCGCACGGUGUGGCUGCUGGCGUGGGAGCGCCAGCGGCGCCUGCACGAGCGCCUCGCGCACCUCAAGGAGCUGCAGCGCGUCUCCAACUUCAGCUGGGACGACUGGAGGAAGAGGUUCCUGAAGUUCAUGAACCACAAGAAGUCCCGUCUGACGGACCUGUUCCGCAAGAUGGACAAGGACAACAACGGUCUCAUCCCGCGCAACGAGUUCAUAGAUGGCAUCAUCAAUACCAAAUUCGACACGUCCCGCCUGGAGAUGGGCGCCGUGGCCGACCUGUUCGACAGGAACGGCAGCGGACUCAUCGACUGGGAGGAGUUCAUCGCGGCGCUGCGGCCCGACUGGGUGGAGCGACGCGGGCCGCCGACGGACGCGGACAAGAUCCACGACGAGGUGAAGCGGCUGGUGAUGCUGUGCACGUGCCGGCAGAAGUUCCGCGUCUUCCAGGUCGGCGAGGGCAAGUACCGGUUCGGCGACUCACAGAAGCUGCGGCUGGUGCGCAUCCUGCGCUCCACCGUGAUGGUGCGCGUGGGCGGCGGCUGGGUGGCGCUCGACGAGUUCCUCGUCAAGAACGACCCGUGCCGAGCUGAGGAGUUUUUGGAGCAGCUGAAGCCUAUAUUUGAGGCAUUAAGGCAGCGAGAAGAGCUUCCAUGUUCAUACCCGCUGCACGUCGGUUCCACGCACGGCACAAAGCAGGCCUUCAUAUACGGCCACUCCAGAUCUCAGGGCUCGACGACGCCGGGCGCGCAUCACUACACGCAUCACCAUGGCUACCAACCCUCUCCAGGAUACCACUGGGUGCGCGAACGUACGGCGCGCUCGGUGCCUAUGUCGGGCGGCGUGCAAGGACGUCCCUCGCGUUCAUCACUUAGCGCAGGAACGCCCGACUCCCUCAGCGAUAACGAAGCGGCCAGUGGACUCGGGGCAAGAUAUAGGAAGCCCAGUGUGCCAAGAUCAACAUUGACUCCUGGAGGUUCACGGCCAGGUUCCAGACCAGGAUCGAGGACAGGUUCCAAGCCUCCUUCGAGACAUGGCUCUAAUCUCUCACUAGAUAGUACAGAUGACGUAUUAACGCCUUCCCGCAUACCGAUGCGCAAAGUGACAAACACGCGUACAUCAACGGCGCGCGCGGCAGCCAAUGCCGCCAAGCUCGGCGUGGCCACGCCCAACGGCGGCUCGCGGCCCCGUACUCCCACCGGCCUUCUCACGCCAGCUAGUGGAAGGUACCCUAGCGGAGCGAUGUACCGCACGUCCAGUAUACCAACACUGUCGCCGGUCCCGGCGCUCGUGAGCUCAACACAUUCCCAACCAUCCUCAAUGGUUUGCGAACUUCGCAAAUCUGCGUCUCACACUCAUCCCGCAUUCCAUACCCAGGGCUCUACAAAAAUCCCAGUGUACGUGGGCACUCGAUCCCAAAGAUCCCCGUCAGUCGAGAAACGACUAAAAAUAUCUCGAAAAUCCCAAUCCCGAGAAAUGUCCCAGGAACCUAGUCCUACCUCUCAAGACCCUUCGAGGAAAUCCGAGCAGAGAAGUCCGGAGGAUGACUCCUCGUUAUUCAGCAUAUCGGGAAUGACGAGCGACAAUGAAUAUGAGAGUAACAUAAGCGAGUCGAGUGGCGACGCAUCAAAGCCGACCCAGCGAGACAUCAAAGGGAGCGGGUCGUUUGCCUCGACCGAUGGCCACACUCCCGGCCGCAGCCGUAUACCAGUGCUUAAGGAUCACCAUACUAACAGUAAUUCCAAUAGGCAAAGGACACCAUCCGGUAGCACGACGCCAGUGCGGCCGGGGCAGCAGACAGCGGUAUCGCGGUUGUUGCGAAAGCCGUCGGACGCGUCCGACAGCGGAGCGCCUGCCACGCCGGGCUCUCGCCGCGGCACGCCCGCAUCUUCGAGAACGAUCGAAAAGCGCGAGCCUUUCAGGCUCUAGAUGAUUUAAGGACGAUAUAAAAAAUAAUACCGCUCUAAUUACACUGCUAAAGAAAAAAUGUCUUUCAAAGAUAUUUUUUCCUAAUAGUGAAGUUUGCGGAUAAUAGUUACCUGUGUGAUGAGAGUCGCUUUGACUUGUGAUAUUACGUAUUCACGAUUUUUCUUUCUUUGCUUAAUUGUAUUUGAUGUCUAGGCCAAAUAUAUGUAAAUUUAUUCCAUCUAAAAAUCUAUUUGAGUCGUUGCGACUGUCAUGAGCAUAGAGAAUGUUAUAAUUAAUACUAACCGAGAAUUAACCGAUUCGCGAAUUAAGCAAAGCUUAAUUUUAUAAAAGAACGAAUUUGCGAAUGUGGCUUUUUAGUUAAGUAAAAGUUAAUAGAUGGUAGUAGUAAAACGUAAAGUCUGCACUUGUUGCCUUGUAUACUUAUUUUUUUCUACAAUCUGUGCAGUUUUGUGCACACUGGAUUACUUUAUUUAUUUUGUGUUGUCAGUAUUCUCCAGUUAACUCUUGCUGUGUCUAAGCAAGAUAUUAUUUCUGUAUCAAUGUGAAUAUUCCCCCUUUCUCUUAUUUAUUAUCAACGUUGCCAUAUGUUAGUGUAUGUAAAAUACGUAUUACGGUUUCUCUAUUGAGACUGGCUGGACGGAAAAGUGUGAUUUUGUAACUUUUUUGUAAUAUUGUUUUUCUUUUAGGGACCAUUUUGUAAACGAAGUAUUGAGUAGGUAAUGGCGGGCCAGCGUUUGUAUUGGUCGAAUUCACGCGCGUCGUAUACGCCAGACUUCGUGUGUUGAUAGCCCAAUAACAAAUUUUGGCCAGUCAUUUGUUAAGGUGAUAAAUAGUCGUGGAGUGAUUAAUUUUGUAUGCACAAUCAUGUCUUCAUUAUUUCACUUUUAAUUCUUUUGUGUUCAGUUUUAUAGGUAUGAAUGAUUUCAUGGUUAUCAUUUGAUAUCGUAUGUACACUUUAUGUACAUGUUAUUAUGUUUAUACGGUGAUAUUGCACAAUUACUUGUUAUAACGGGAAUAAAGUGUUACUUGGUUAACAAAAAGCAUGAAGUGCACACUGCUAUCGCCAAAGUGGUGUGCCUUUUAUGUGUAAAAUAUCUGCUCAUGAAAAUAAUUCCAAAACGGACUUUUAUGUUUAAGAGAUUUAACUAAAGUACACGUUGUCUCAAAAGACAUUACUUCUAAAUGUUAAGAAUAACUGUAAUAUAUGAAACGUAAUGCUUUAACAUGUAACCUUCCUUCAUUUUAUAAAAAAAAUGUUAACCAACACUCACACUUUUAUUUGUUAAUUUUUAUCUUAAAUCUGACUCUACAAUUAAGUCUUUAUUAUUAGAGUUAUUAAACUAUUAAUCUGGUCAUUUUUAUUUAAAUCAUUGUUAUAUUUGUUAAAUGUAAAAUCGAAGCAACUAAAAAGCUUGCAAUAUUUUUUGUAUAAAAAUAAAUAAUGAUUCUGAAGAGCUACAGUGUUUAAAAUCUCAUUUUUGAUUUCAAAAUAUAAAAUAAUAACAAAUAA
Molecule: messenger RNA, 19138 nt
Organism: Cydia amplana
Lineage: Eukaryota; Metazoa; Arthropoda; Insecta; Lepidoptera; Tortricidae
Gene: shot
Product: dystonin
Exons: 107
Coding region: 688-17628 (5646 amino acids)
Biological process (GO): wound healing; intermediate filament cytoskeleton organization
Cellular component (GO): intermediate filament; membrane; cytoplasm
Molecular function (GO): structural molecule activity; calcium ion binding; microtubule binding
Source: RefSeq, a predicted model, not a curated record